GGUCUCCAUAGAAACCUCCACCUGUUUCCGGUUAGCCUGGACGAGAUUAGGGGCUGCUGCGGGGGCCAAUCUCCGCCAGCUCGCCUUUUCCCGGCGGUCCCUGCGGGCGCGGUGGGUGUUGUACACAAUCAUCAUGGCGGCGGCCGGGGCCCCGGAUGGCAUGGAGGAGCCUGGCAUGGACACGGAGGCCGAGACCGUGGCGGCCGAGGCGCCCGCGCGGCCCCUCAACUGCGUGGAGGCCGAAGCCGCGGCGGGGGCGGCGGCCGAGGACGCCUGUGCCGCGCGAGGCAGCCUGCAGCCGGCCCCGGCCCAGCCCCCUGGGGACCCCGCGGCGCAGGCCUCGGUCAGCAAUGGCGAGGACGCGGGCGGCGGCGGCGCGGCCAGGGAGCUGGUGGACCUGAAGAUCAUCUGGAACAAGACGAAGCACGACGUGAAGUUCCCCCUGGACAGUACAGGCUCCGAGCUGAAACAGAAGAUUCACUCGAUUACAGGUCUCCCGCCAGCCAUGCAGAAAGUCAUGUAUAAGGGACUAGUCCCCGAGGAUAAGACGUUGAGGGAAAUAAAGGUGACCAGCGGAGCCAAGAUCAUGGUGGUUGGUUCCACGAUAAAUGAUGUUUUAGCAGUAAACACGCCCAAAGACUCUGCACAGCAGGACGCCAAGGCCGAAGAGAACAAGAAGGAGCCGCUGUGCAGGCAGAAACAACACAGGAAAGUGUUGGACAAAGGGAAACCUGAAGACGUGAUGCCGUCUGUUAAGGGGGCCCAGGAGCGCCUGCCCACAGUCCCCUUGUCUGGCAUGUACAAUAAAUCUGGGGGGAAAGUGAGACUCACCUUUAAGCUAGAACAAGACCAGCUGUGGAUCGGCACUAAAGAGCGGACCGAGAAGCUACCCAUGGGCUCCAUUAAAAACGUGGUCAGUGAACCCAUCGAAGGGCACGAGGACUACCACAUGAUGGCGUUUCAGUUGGGCCCCACGGAAGCCUCUUACUACUGGGUGUACUGGGUUCCAACUCAAUAUGUGGAUGCAAUCAAAGACACUGUGCUGGGGAAGUGGCAGUAUUUUUGAAAGCACUUUCACCUCUGGCCCAGGAGACUGACCCACAGUGAAGGACAUUGCUGGGAGAGGCCUGCAGCACCCCCGGAUUUCAGAGUUCUGGAACUUUGUUCACACACAAUCUAUACCCAAUCUAAGGUGAUGUGGUGACCGAAGCCAGAGGUGAUGUUCUUUCACCCGUAGCUUAAUCCUAACUUAAAAUCACCGGUUCCCUUUCUUGCAGUCAGCUUCACACCAUUUUAAAGUCAGUACAGUGGAAACCAAUAAAUCUGAACUCGGAAAGUGUCGUGUGGAAUACUCUUAAGUGUAUUUGAGAGUAGAUCUGCCAAGGUUUUGUUUAGAAAGGAAUGGUCAAAAGCUUUCUGCUUUUUUUAAAAAGUGAUUUCAACAAAUAUUUUCAUAAAUCUUUGGUUGCAAACAUUUGGACUGUGUUUUGAUGAGUUGGGGGGUUUUAUUUCUUUUUCAUAUAAAAUUUUAUGCAAAGUGGGAGGGUUGGUAAGCCAUAUUUUUCUGUCCAUUGACUCAGAUUUAAUUCUUUCCCUUUGUAUUUUCUCACUUCCUGGAUAGGAGUUUUUGUUUUGAAAACCCAAAGAUGUCAGUUCCUCCUUUUGUACCUCAUCACCGCUUCCUUUCCUGGCCUUCCGCCGCUGCUGCUCGCGAACGCACGCGGGAGGGGCGCGGCAGGCCUUGGUCAGGGAGCUCUCACGUGCUGGUGUCUGGUGAGCAGCAGAGUAGCUCUCAGAGACUCUUGUCCAAACACCUUGGCCUUUGGGCACCGAUCUCUGGGGCGGUCAUUGCCGCACUGAGGGUUGCCUGCAGCCCUCACUGCGUGGGUUCUGACGCCCAGCUGGCGUGAGCGUGCCUAGCUGUGCUGCUCCAGGACCCGCAGUCCCAGCCGGCACAGCCUCUCCCAGGAGGUGCCGGGGGAGACCGUUCUACAGCCACGUAGCCACAGACCCACUUGGGAAGUUUCAGGCAUCUUAAGCCGCCCCGUGGUCAUUUCAGUUGUGCUUCUCCGUUGGUUCCUUCGCUCAUGCGUUGUGUUCAAGUUCUUCCUCCCUCGUUCAAAGAUGCUGCCUUCUCAACAAGCGGACAUCUGACCUCGUGGGUGGGCGAUGUGUUGCAACAGCAAAUACGGGGUAAAUUGCUUCUGUGAUGAGCUCGCCCUCGUCUGGUUAGCCCUUAUGUUCUUUGUACCCGUGAACCCUGUUGUCUCCUUGUGGCUUGGCUGGCCGAGUGAGGACAGUCUCCUGCGAGGGCAUCCCUGUGCUGUGCUGUUCCUCUGCCGCCCUUGCAGUCCUCCGCGCCGCUGCAGGCUCUCGGCAGGGCUUGGCCAGAGAGUUUCCAAACCUGCAGUGGAUUCCAGGCUGUUCGUCCUUGUUGUGUGAACUGUAUUAGCAUGUGUGAGCCAGUGAACGGUGAUCUGCACCCUUCCCUCCAAACUGUAGUUGAGGAAUCCAGCCGGCAAAGACAGGCCGUGCUGCUCACGCUGGAGCCCUUUCCCAGGGCGCGUUCGGGCAGAAGUACCUCGGUGAAGGGUAGUGUCCAAGAAGCCGGCAGUGACUGACGGCAGCUCUGUCCUGCCGCCUGCGCUCCUGCAGGCCCAGCCUCGGGGCAGGCCGGCCUCGGCUCGGCCUGUGGGCCAGUGCCCCUGUCCUGGCGGCUUGUCCCCGCAGGGCCACACGCCUUCUCUGGAAGCAGCGUCCUCGUCCCCAGACUGGCCUCACCCUGCUGCUCUCGGGCCCUUCCCGCCAGGUCUGCGUUGACCCUGUUCGUUUGGCUACGCGCCAGCUGCCCUCCCUUCGUCCCAGGGUCAGCCUGUCCCAUCUCUCCCUGCUCCCCACGGGCCAAACCGCUUCGCACUCAGGCUGGUGUCAUUUCCAGACAGGACCACAGCCUGUGAGCCUUUUUAUUUUCGGUAAAAUGGUGCUUUCCCCCUUAUUUGAAAUGCUGUGUAUUAACAAUAACGUACUGACAUCUUCGUCGGAGUGUUUGAUGGGCUCACUGACUGCCGGAACAAUCAUGGAGAUCUUGUGGGGAGCCCUCGGAGCGCAGAGGUGACGGGCCAGAACCCCUGGGGAGGUGUUGGAUGUGGAUCCGAGUGUGGGUCCCAGCAGUAUUGCAGUCUUGUCACUCGGUCCCGGGAGCAGUCUCUGCGUUUGUUUCCUUACGGCCCAGAGUGUGCCGAGACCGUCUGUCCGCAGCUGCUCUCCCUGCAGAGGCCUCACAGUGUUACUGUGCGGCAGGGCGGUUUCUGUGCAGUUCCUCCUGCCAGAUGGACCAGCUCUUUCUCUGGGUCCUGACUGUCCCUCCCGGUGGCACAGGGCGUGCGGGUGGACCGAGGAAGAGCUGGCUCCGAGCAGGCUGCAGGUGCAGGAGCAGGCGGGCAUGGCUUGUGGUCCGAGCGGCGCGUCCCUCGGCCUCCUGGCUGCUCUCCCUGCGGACUUCGUGCCGGGCCUCCUGCAGGUGGUGGCUCACUGGUGCCAUGCCUUUCGUUCCCUCCCGGAGGCCCCUUGGCAACUAAAGACGGAGGAAUGGCUGCUGAGGGCAGGCCGCUCAGUCAGCCUGAGCAGAGAACUUAGACUUGUGAAUCCUGAACUCUUCGAUGUUAAGUUUCUGUGCUUUUUUUUUGCGUGUGUAUUUUAAUUGCUGAUGGGCCUUCUGCAAGUAGUAUUAGCUCUUCCUUGAUGAGGCCGAACUGAGCUAAGGAUGUCCUUUCCUAUAACUCGUGGACGCAGGAGGCCAGCGAGGCCUCAGGAGUCUCCUUAGUUGCUGCUUUGCCUUCCAAGGGCCAGAGAGACGAACUGCCACGUUGCCACGGCUCUGGAAACUUGUAUUUCCGCCAGAAGGGGCUUGCUCUCCCCUUCUCUCAUUCCCAUGUGCCUGGGAGAGCUCCCGGGCUCCCGCUCUGGCUCCCCUUUCCUUGCGGGGCAGGAAGGGACGGGAUGGACCCUGUGCCGUGGUCUUCUUGCCUCUGUUCUGCUUGUUGUCGUGGGAAAGGUUGGUCCUUUGGUUUAGGGCUUUGUAACAAUGUCAUCUCUGCUUAGGGUUGGCACCUGCUUCCUUCUUAGCAGGGCCUGGUGGCUUCUCUGAAGUUACGGGUGGUCAGGGCCCUCCGGUGCAGAACAUCUGGCCAUUCCCCUCCAGGCCGAGUGGCCUGCUGCUUUCCACAUUUCAAGAACUGCUUUCUUUUUUCUUAAAGAGUUCUCCAGAAUAAAUUGACAAUAUACGUAAGUACCAUGUUUUCUUGUGUAUGCUCUGGUCUGGUUUUUGUUUUUAAUCAAAUGCCUGUUGGGAGGAGAUGAACGUAUUUAGUCUGUUAGAUUUGCGCUGCUGGAUUUUUUAAAAAGUGUAACCUUGACUAGCUGUCUUAUUGUUUAUCCUGUAAGAUUAGCCUAUCAAUUAAAGUUUGAUAAUUAAUUGCG
Messenger RNA from Eptesicus fuscus (big brown bat), 4479 nucleotides. RefSeq names its product ubiquitin family domain containing 1 (gene UBFD1). The transcript has 7 exons. The record is from RefSeq and is a predicted model, not a curated record. Bases 134 to 1066 code for a protein of 310 amino acids. Gene Ontology annotation, molecular function: cadherin binding; RNA binding. NCBI's taxonomy places the organism in Eukaryota, Metazoa, Chordata, Mammalia, Chiroptera, Vespertilionidae.